Hevea brasiliensis (rubber tree) is the source of this 1905-nucleotide messenger RNA. RefSeq names its product TLC domain-containing protein At5g14285. Gene Ontology annotation, cellular component: membrane. The transcript has a single exon. Lineage: Eukaryota; Viridiplantae; Streptophyta; Magnoliopsida; Malpighiales; Euphorbiaceae. The record is from RefSeq and is a predicted model, not a curated record. The coding region runs from base 479 to 1213 and encodes 244 amino acids.
AUUUACAUUGCGUUUAGAAAUAUAGAAUCUUAAAUUAAUAAAUUAUACAUUGAAGAUAUUAAGUAUAAAUACAUUUAGUUGAUUUUUUUUAAGCAUUUAAAAAAUACAUAUAUAAAAAUACUUUCCUUGAAACAGACGGAACACCCAUCAAGCAUAUCACCAAUUUCUCACUUUCCUUCUUCACAGAACCUGAUCGUAUCAAAAUUUUUUUCGUUGUAUCAUCAUAUGACCCAUUACUAAAAUACCGGCAACAUUAAAUUCACCCACCAUAUUACUCCUCUUUACUUUGCCAUUGACAGCGACAAAAUUGAAAGUCCAUAUGUACAACUGUAUAAGAAGCUCGGAUAUUUUCUUCCACAGAACUCGCACCUCUCAUGUUUCUCUAAUCUAUAUGCUUUUAAGAUUCUUAGCUCCAAAAUAUCCUCAUCCUUUCAACUAUUCAAUAUCUCUGUAUUGAAUUCCCUGAAGCUAGACUGACAUGGAUACAGCACUAAACUUACCCACCUCCUUCAUUAUGUUUCUCUCCAUGUAUCUCCUUGCUUACUUUGUGAUUUUCAGAAGCUGGAGUCCAAAACGCAGAGCAGAAGUUUCAAGUUGUUUCAUUUCCAUAAUUCACGGCACUCCUGCUGUUAUUUUUGCCAUCCAGGCGCUACUCCACACCCAAAAUUCACAUUCAUAUGCUUCUUCAAACUCCACCUUCCACAACAGAGCUCUUGAGUUCAGCAUGGCUUAUUUCUUGAUGGACCUCUUACACUACAUUGUGUUCUUCCCUACUGAUGUUCUCUUCAUUCUUCACCAUCUGGCAACACUCUAUGUAUUUGUGACUUGCCGAUACAUGGUUCACUAUGGAGCUUAUGGGAUUCUUGUGCUUCUUAUACUUGCUGAAGCUACAAGUCUUUGCCAAAAUGUGUGGACUAUCGCAGGUUUCAGGAAAGCUGAUGUUCCUGCUGCUGCAAGAUUGUAUGAAUUCCUUUCUCCUCCUUUUUUAGCUUUUUAUUCUGUUGUUAGAGGUAUUCUUGGUCCCCUCUUUGUGUUGAAGAUGGUUAAGUUUCAUCUAACUGGAGAAGCUAAUAAUUUGAUUCCUGGAUGGGCAUGGAUUUCUUGGAUGGUUGUGAUAGUAACUGCAAUUUUGGUUAGCAUAUUAUGGGUUUCAAAUCAUUGGAUAGACUGGUUGAGAGAAAGAAGUCGUCUUGCGCAGGAGAAAGUAAAGUAGAAUUCUACUACAUAUUACUUGGAAAUGUUGAAAGGGAGAUAAGAUCAUUUCCCGUGUGUUAAUUUAUGUUACCAGAUUGCUCUCUCUUGGUUUAUGAGAGAGAAUUUCUCUCAAACCCCUGGUUCCAGACGUCUCUCUACUCUCGGCUUCUUCUCCUCGUCGGCUUCCCUUGCCUUCGGACAGGGGAAGAUUUUGUUUCUCUGACCUAGCUAUGCAAGACAACCCUCCCCAUCUGGGUUUGUUGUAUAUGGGUUUUAGUUUGGUUUGCGCCUGUCUACAGGUCUGGAGGACACAGAGAGGGCAACUUUCGAAAACCUGUGUGCUAAUUUUUGGAUCUGCUUGUGUUGGAUAGGUUGCCGAUAAUGGGUUGGUCUCCUGGAGGAAGCCUAGCUGUACUGUUAGUGGGUAUCUCUUAGGUCAAUAAGUUGCCAUUUUCUUUCACACUCACCGCACUAGCUCUGGCUCAAGGAGACCAGGCGGGAUUGCAAGGGAGUCUUGUUAAUUGUUGUUAUCGUCUGCUAGGGUUCUAGUAUCUAGAUUUGGGGAUUUUUGUAAUUGAUUGGGUUUUGGGUCUCAAAUGCCUUUUUCUGUAUUGAAUCAGUUGUAUUGUUAGCCCUAUAGCCUUGUUAAUGCAAAAGCUUGUAGUUAAAAAAAAAGAUAAAGAAUGCUCCAAGCCAUUGAUUUUCCAGUUA